Molecule: messenger RNA, 1159 nt
Organism: Vitrella brassicaformis
Lineage: Eukaryota; Vitrellaceae
Source: the annotation of a GenBank genome assembly
UUAAGAUUCCCCCGCCCCGCCGGCGUGUUUGGGUGUUGUUGUCUGUCUGGUCUCUUUGUCUCCUUUAACGUCGCAGUAGAGCUCGUAUGGGUCUGGCUCUUCCUCUUCCUCUGCAAACUCCCAGACGCCCAAGCGGUUGUCCGAGAUGGCCUGCACGCCCAGCUCUUUGGCCAUCUCAUGCAUGGCGUCCAGGUUGGACUCGUCCUCGAGGUCGAUCCACAGGGGGUCACCGUAGCACCGCUGGACAUGCGCAUCUGAACACACACACACACGCGCAGAGGAUGGAUGUACUUGUGUCCGAGUGCGUUCGUUCGCUCGUUGUUCGGCGCUUUGCGUACAGUUUCCGUUGUCAAUCUCACUCCACAUGUCGAGGUAGAACUGUUCGAAGCCCCUGCCAAGAACACAUACACACACACAUACGGUGAGCAUGCGGUCGUCGGUCAGCACCUUCGGACCUUCCAUCUUUGCAGCACUGCUGCCAGAUCCGCUCAAGUGCCCUGGCCGAGACCUCGUAGCGACGGAAGGGCCGAGAGGCAUAGAUCUCUGCAAGCGCCUUAAUUCUCCCGCGCCUGCUAUUGGCCCUCGGGAGGCCUGCACACACACACAUACCGUCACACACAGGUCAGGAGACCUCUUCUCUGACGUACCAACGUCUUCCAAUGCGCAAUUCAGUAUCGCCAUGAAGGUGCCGCUGGAGUUGAGCUCCCCAUUAUCUAUCGUAUUGUUGAUGCAUUUGCGCGCCCGCCGCUUAUUCGCGGCAUACGCCAUCUCUCGCAGCCGGCGGGUUUCGCCAAAUGCCGGCAGCUCGAUUCCCCGCAAGAAGCGGACCAGCCGAUGCGCCCGAGUCGCCUCAAGCCGCGUCUUGUGCUCACAGCCAUCAGCGGCAAAGGGUCGUCCCGUCCGGCUGCGCAGAGCGUCCACGCGCGCCGGGUGGACGAACGAGGGAAGGGAAGGCGAACAAAUCGCGGGGUGAGGUCCAAGUUGGAGCAGCAGGACAAGACAACUAACGCCCAACACACGCUUCAUGAGUCUCUUGUUUCAUCGUCUUGGGCGAAGACAGAACGGCGCGAGCACGGCUUUCCUGACCAGACGACAGACACAAACAGCGAUAGCAAGCAGUGCACCAUGGAUGUGCAUUGUGCUGCUCCGCUGACCUCAU